Molecule: messenger RNA, 2280 nt
Organism: Coregonus sp. 'balchen'
Lineage: Eukaryota; Metazoa; Chordata; Actinopteri; Salmoniformes; Salmonidae
Source: the annotation of a GenBank genome assembly
CGGGGUGCCAGUGACUGGGCUGCUGAGGCGAAAGGAGUGGGAUUGGUCUACAGUGGUCAACUUCCAGAGCGACCCCCCUUCAUCCUCUCUCCCAGCCCAGUGAGGGUGCACGCCACCGAGGCACACACACCAUGACCACGGGGCGUACGCCAGCCGAGACCAGGCUAGACCUGGAGGACAUAGAGGAGCAGGAGGAGACCCCUCUGUGGGUCCCACCCCUGGGGAUCCCUCCAGGCAGACACACUGCAGAGGGACUACUGGAGGAAGUAGUGGAGGUAGAGGCAGAGGAACCAGCCCAGGAGGAGGACUCCACCCACAGUGACACCAGGCUUCUGGUCAAGGACAGGGACCCAAGGGGAGUCAACAAGUGUCUAAAGGUAACUGACACACACAGCAGCACAGCCUGGUAAACAGCGAGGUAAAGUGGAGGUUUAGACAGACAGACAGCACUCUGUGGGAGAUAAAAGCACUGUGUGUGUUUGCCCAUACUCCACAUACAGUACCACACAUCCCCUGUCUGUUGACUCCAGAUAAUGGAAGGGGAGGUUUAAACACAGGGACGAAGUAAGAGAGACACUAUGGAAACAAUCCCGUAAUGAUGUUCUGUGAUACUCUGGUAAUGUUAUGGUUGAGAUAGGAAGUAAUUUGGAAGGAUUUUGGUAGCAUACAUAGUGCUGUGUACACCAUGAGCCGUUAAUGGUAAACUUGUUAUGUAAUAUACAAUGUAUACAUUGUUCAGUGGUAUGGAUUAACUGCCUAGGAUUUUAUUGAGAUGAGCACUCAUUUAUCUCAAAGCCCAUAUAUUUAAUGGUACACUGGACAUAAAUCUGGAGGCAAUGGGGAGGGAGAUCUGCCAUCCAACGAAGUGGAAUCUGAUGUUGGAAAGUGGUGUGUUGAGCGAUAUUGACCUCGUGUGGACACAGUUAGAACUGUGCCUUGUGUGUCAUCUCAAAGAUCAGUACUCCUCUCCCGCUGUGACCAUAUGAGUGAUGAUUCAGGGCUCUAUUUAAUCUGUAUCGCUGAAGCGUUACAGAUUGGGCAAUAGAAAUGUAAAGGUAAUUUCCGAUUGAGCCAACAUAUGCAGCGUUUACCGUGAAUGCAGUCUCUGCUAACGCGGCAACUUUGACUUAAAAUUGUAAUCAUGUUGUGAUGCUGAACUUCAGUGAUACAGAUUGAAUAGAGCCUUCAGUCUCAUUGUAAUGUGGUUACUUCAGUAAGUGCUACAAUACAUAUCUAUGGUUCCCCUGCAUCCAAGUUCUGAAUGUUAUUGGGGGGAAAAUACCGAAUUUAUGGAGAACGUCCUUUUUCUCACCAUCCCUAUACAUAGACCUUCACUAAAGCCCCAUGCUAAAGAGAGCUCCCACCAGGCCAUGCCCUGACUGACUGUAGACUGUGUCUCCUGAGGUGACCUUUGAGGACGUGAUAGCAGAGCCCCCCUCGGUGCGGAGCUUCGAUAAGGUGUGGCUGUGGAGCCACGCCCUAUUUGAGGUGUCCCGUCUCUGGUGCUACCGGCUCAUCUCCCUCCUCCUGGCCGUGCCCAUCUCUCUGGUGGCAGGGAUCCUCUUUGCUGUCCUCAGCUGCCUGCAUAUCUGGUGGGUCCUCUCACCUUUGAACUCCUCUGACGUGAUCUAUUCAAUGUCUUCAGUUAGUGCUUAAUGGAGUUUAAUGAUGUGCUUGUGGUUUAAAUGCAUGGUGUAUAGUAUAAAGGCUCUAUUCAAUCUGUAUUGCGGAAGUUCAUCUUUACAGCGUGAUUUACAUUUAAAGCAAUGUUGCCACUUUAGCGGAGACUGCAUUCACGGUAAAUGCUGCAUAUGUCGGCUCAAUCAGAAAUUACCUUUAAAUGUAUAUUGUGGAAUCUGUAACGAUUUAGCUUUACAGAUUGAAUAGAGCCCUAAAUUAUCUUAAAGAGACAUUGACCUGGCCUGUUUAUGCUCACUCUUUGUCUGUCUGUCUGUCUGUUUGUCUGUCUCCAGGCUGAUCAUGCCCUGUAUGCAGCUCUUCCUGAUCAACAUGCACUGGGUUCAGACUGUGUGGGGCAGUGUAUUGGACAUCGCCAUCGCCCCGUUCUUUAAGAGUAUGGGGAUGUGCUGCGGUAGCAUCAACGUCCGACUGGCAAGGGACUGAUGUUGGGCUCUGCCACCUUCUAUGGGAGUGUGGAGGAAGUGGGCUGGGUUGGGUUGACGCACACUACAUAUGAAGUGGUCGUUUGCAAUCAUGUCUCAAUCUCAAAGAAAAAUGAUGUUGCUGCCUUCUACUCUGCAAAGAACAAAUUGAAAAAAG